AUGUCAACCUCUUCCACCUCACCCUCGUGCCAUCUUGACUCUCGCUUCUUCCUCUCACCUUCACCCGUCUCUGUUUCUGCUUCCUCUGUGGCCACCCCCCUUCUUUUAUCCCCUCCCUCUCCCCCACCCCCCCCCAACCCCUCUUCCCCCCUCUCCCUCCCCCCCCACACUGCCGACAUCUCCCUCCGCUUCUCACCCCUAUUUCCUCUCGCCUUUAUUUCGUUGUCACCCCUCCCCCUCCCUGGUUCUCUUGACUGGGCGCACGAGGCCGGGCAGCAAGCGGCGGGACUUCCGGUUCAUUGUCAAGCAAGGGCUCACUGGGUGGUGAGUGCGGCGCAGUGCAGGGGAGGUGGUGGGGUGGUGAGUGCGGUGCAGGGGAGGUGGUGCAGUGAUGAGUGCGGUGCAGGGGAGGUGGUGGGGUGGUUGAGUUCAUUGUCAAGCAGGGGCUUACAGGGUUGUGAGUCCACGGAAGGGGAAGGUGGGAUUGAUGAGUGCAGGGGAGGGGAAGGUGGUAGGGUGGUGAGUGCAGGGGAGGGAAAGGUGGUAGGGUGCACGGUGCCAUUCAAGAGUGCGCCGGGCAGCUACACUGCCAAGUUCGGCACGCUCUGUGUGCAGCCCAUCCCGUUCCUCCUGCACACUGUCUCGCCGCCCGCGCUGCAACCCGAUAAGCUCUGGUACUUCAAUUCCUCCAUCAGAGACAUUCCCAAGGUGGGGUAUCAAGCACUCAGUACGAAUAGCAGCCACGCAGUGCAGCUGCCGUCCGCACGCACGCUCGCCACCCGCGCACAGCAGCGUCAACACGCGCAACAGCAGCCGCACGCGUUGCAGCAGCCGCACGCGCUGCAGCAGCCGCGAGCACGCACGUCACUGCACGCGUGCGAGCAGCAGCCUCCCGCACACGGGACAGCCAUUGCACGCACGGCUUCAGCAGCAGCUGCACACUCCUCUGCGGCCACUCGCACGCACGCCCUGCAGCAGCCGCAGCCACGCGCGUGCAGCGGCAGCAAGCGCAGCACCUGCCUCCGCAUCUGCAGCGAGCGCAGCAGCUGCAGCCCGUGCUCCAGAAUCCGUUUCUAA
Molecule: messenger RNA, 1077 nt
Organism: Closterium sp. NIES-65
Lineage: Eukaryota; Viridiplantae; Streptophyta; Zygnematophyceae; Desmidiales; Closteriaceae
Source: the annotation of a GenBank genome assembly